Messenger RNA from Sphenostylis stenocarpa, 1263 nucleotides. NCBI's taxonomy places the organism in Eukaryota, Viridiplantae, Streptophyta, Magnoliopsida, Fabales, Fabaceae. The record is from the annotation of a GenBank genome assembly.
AUGGCGAUAGCGUUUAGGGUGCGAAACCCUGACCUCCGUUCUCUCAUUCUUCUAUCACUCUUGACCAUCUCUUCCGCCAAGGUCUUAUUCGAGGAGCGCUUCGAAGAUGGAUGGGAAAAUCGGUGGGUUAAAUCCGAUUGGAAAAAGGACGAGAACUUGGCUGGGGAGUGGAACCACACCUCUGGUCAAUGGAAUGGGGACGCUAAUGACAAAGGUAUUCAAACCAGUGAAGAUUACAGAUUCUAUGCCAUUUCCGCUGAAUACCCUGAAUUCAGCAAUAAGGAUAAGACAUUAGUUUUCCAAUUUUCUGUCAAGCAUGAACAGAAGCUUGACUGUGGUGGUGGCUACAUGAAGUUGCUUAGUGGGGAUGUUGAUCAGAAGAAAUUUGGUGGGGAAACCCCUUACAGUAUCAUGUUUGGACCAGAUAUCUGCGGUUACAGUACCAAGAAAGUGCAUGCUAUUUUGACCUACAACAACACAAACCACUUGAUCAAGAAGGAUGUCCCUUGUGAGACUGACCAACUAACUCACGUUUACACAUUUAUACUCCGUCCGGAUGCAACCUACAGCAUCCUGAUUGAUAAUGUGGAGAAGCAAUCUGGUAGUCUCUACUCUGAUUGGGAUCUUCUCCCUCCAAAGAAAAUCAAGGAUCCUGAAGCUAAAAAACCAGAAGAUUGGGAUGACAAAGAAUAUAUUCCAGAUCCCGAGGAUAAGAAGCCAGAGGGAUAUGAUGACAUCCCUAAAGAGAUCCCAGAUACUGAAGCCAAGAAGCCCGAAGACUGGGAUGAUGAGGAAGAUGGUGAGUGGACACCCCCAACCAUUGCCAACCCUGAGUACAAGGGCCCAUGGAAGGCAAAGAAAAUUAAGAACCCCAACUACAAAGGAAAGUGGAAGGCACCAAUGAUUGAUAACCCAGAUUUCAAGGACGACCCCGACCUAUAUGUUUUCCCCAAAUUGAAGUACGUAGGCAUUGAAUUGUGGCAGGUGAAAUCUGGUACUUUGUUUGACAAUGUCUUGAUUACCGAUGAUAUUGAAUACGCUAAGCAAUUGGCUGAAGAAACAUGGGGCAAGCACAAGGAUGCUGAGAAGACAGCAUUUGAAGAGGCCGAGAAGAAAAAGGAAGAAGAGGAAUCAAAGGAGGAUCCCGUUGACUCUGAUGCUGAGGAUGAAGAGGAAGAAGCUGAUGAUGCUGGCAAUGACACCGACGCUGAAUCAAAGACGGAAGCUGGGGAAGACAAGGAAGAUGGUCAUGAUGAGCUCUAG